AUGGUGAAGAAAUUGGCAUGCCUGAAGACAUCAAACAACAUACCCUUUGAGUUGUUUCUGAUUUUAGCAAAAUUGUGUUUGGAACUGCAAGAGAAUGGAGUAAGCACUUUACACAAUCAUCUGUUGAAACUUCUUGAAGAGGCAGCACCAGGAUUGAGCAUAGAGAAUAGAGACUCAAAUAAUGUAAUGGUGAAUUUAUCUACUGCAGCCCAGACGGCUUUAGACUCUGAGGUUGUUUUUAUCGGUCAAACUGCUGCGCAGAUGUUGAGAGUGUCUGUACUCGCCAGGGAUUGGUUACGGGCACCAGAGCCAAGAGGACCGAGGGCAGUAUGCCGCAGAGUUGUUGAAACCCUAGCUAGCGCUGACAGCGCUGCUUCACAGCUGUUCCCUACCAGCGUGAAGCCAUCAAGCGAUUCUAGUAGGCGCACAAUCUGGUCACGCGCCCCUUCCUCAUUUUCUCCUAUAAACAGAAUCUUUUCAGAACGUAUAGAGGUUUUCAGUCCGGCUGGUGCCGACAGGGGUGCUUUGUCCAAUGGGGCUUUGAAAGUGGCACUUAAAGCGCUUGUUGAAUGUGUCAGACUGCGUACAUUUAGUAGACACGGAUUGCAACAACUACAGGUGGACGUACAUUUUUUGCAACAAAGACUCUCCUGCAUGGGGAACGACGAGAGGCUUUUGAAUGCGCUGUUAGAAGAUGCUCUUGCAUCUGCACAAUUAAGGUGUGUCGACCCUCAGCUGAUGGAGCCCAGCAUUGUGGAUAUAAUAUGCGAAAGAGGU
Messenger RNA from Iphiclides podalirius (scarce swallowtail), 777 nucleotides. The record is from the annotation of a GenBank genome assembly. NCBI's taxonomy places the organism in Eukaryota, Metazoa, Arthropoda, Insecta, Lepidoptera, Papilionidae.